CCACACCCACAGAGGGCGGCGUCUACGAGAGCAGGCACCACGAAAUGUCCGAGUGUCCGACCGAUGGCCCCACGGCGUGUCACCAGCUGUGCACGGCGGCCUUCAACUCCUUCACCUGCUCAUGCAUGGCGGGAUUCAAACUACAGAGCGACGGGCGGAGCUGUCUGCCCGAAGUGGAAUUUCCAUGUGGGAGGUUACCUGAUGCUUCAGUCUGUCGCCAUGGCAACUGCCCCUGGCAG
Austrofundulus limnaeus is the source of this 239-nucleotide messenger RNA. Its product is annotated as coagulation factor X. The record is from RefSeq and is a predicted model, not a curated record. Gene Ontology annotation, biological process: proteolysis. Lineage: Eukaryota; Metazoa; Chordata; Actinopteri; Cyprinodontiformes; Rivulidae. Gene Ontology annotation, molecular function: serine-type endopeptidase activity; calcium ion binding.